Molecule: messenger RNA, 827 nt
Organism: Tilletiopsis washingtonensis
Lineage: Eukaryota; Fungi; Basidiomycota; Exobasidiomycetes; Entylomatales
Exons: 5
Coding region: 16-690 (224 amino acids)
Source: RefSeq, a predicted model, not a curated record
CAUCACCUCACAGCCAUGGCCUUCAUCGCCAACAAGGUCGCACGCGGCUUCAUCGAGCGCAACGCCAAGCAGUACGAGCCCGUCGACCCGUUCUACGAGUACUACGUCGAUGCCUCGGGCAAGGAGAAGCGCAGAAAGCGCCCGCCGCCGCCUGGCCUGACAAAGGAGGAGGCGAAGCUGCUGCGCAAGAUCUCGCGCCGCGCCCACUACCUCGACAAGGGCUUCCACAUCUGCGGCUUCAAGUUCGGCUGGACAUUCAUCAUCGGCAUCAUCCCGGGCGCCGGUGACAUCGCAAGUGCCGGCCUCAACUACACGCUCGUGCUGAAGCCCGCUAAGAAGGGCGUCGACUUGCCUGACUGGGUCGUGCACCGCAUGGUCGUGAACAACGCAGUCAGCGCUGGCAUUGGCUUCGUGCCGCUUGUGGGUGACAUUGCACUGGCCAUCUGGCGUGCCAAUUCGCGCAACGCAAAGCUGCUGGAAGAGUUCCUGCGCGUCAAGGGCGAGGAGCACAUUCUCGCCGGCCUGCCAGGCCUGACCACCGAGCAGCCGCUGCCCCCAGGUGCGCGCUCCAAGGAUGGUGGCACUGCGCCGGAGCAGCACCCCGCGCAGGCAUCGGCCAAGGAGUUCGUCAAGAGCAACAGCUCGAACAACCUACAGCCGGGCGGCGCUCAGGCGGCCGCACGCAAGUGAGCUGCCACCCGUCUCCCUGCCGACUGCUGCUCUCCGCAUACCCGGGUCUUCGUCGCGUUGCCUCACCGCGGACUCUGCUCCUGAAUCGCUCUGCGCUUGAUAAUCGUCGCUGCUCAAUGAUAUACCUCUCCCUCGGC